AUGCAGACGAUUCAGACGACGAGAAAUGCAACUCGACAUCCUUUCUGUCGACGAAAAUCUUCUCUGACGAUGAAGAAGAAAGAGAGGACGAUGCAGACGACGGCGACUUUGAAGAACGAGAACACAACACGAACUCCUGUAACCACCACUGUUGGCGCGUUAAUCCAAGACGCGAAAACAGUCGAGGAGAUACUCCGCGCCGCGUGCGAUAGCUUACUGCUCGAAGGGGAAGAAACGUUGCAUUUCCACUUCCAAGACGUGCAUCGACAGAAGAAUAAGAGCGCGUCGGUGAAUGGACUGAAACGAUUGGCGAAAAUGAUGUGUUCCUCGAGUGGUUCGUAUGAGAAGAAGACAAAGACGAAGAACAACGAGCGAAUAGGAGGCAUAGUUCGAUUAAUAAAAGGCGCGAGUUUAGAUGGAACGAAAACAACAAACAGGAAGAAAAGAGCGUCGGAUGGAAUCGACGCGCUCAGGGCGACCGCGUCUCUGUUGGUAUCUCUGUUUGAUGAAGACAAGGACGAGGACGAGGACGACAGCGAUACGAGUAGAGAGGAGAUGCGAAACGCGUGCGACGAGCUCGUGCGUAGGGUGAGAGAAGACGCGGAAUAUUUCUCAGACGGAGACAGGAUAGUUUUCGAUUGGGCUUUGCGUGUGAUAGAGAGUAAUAUUGCGAGCAGUAGCGGCGAAACAACAGCAACAUCAGAGAGAAGAGGAGAUGCGACGAUUACCGUCGACGAGUUUCCCUUUCGAUACGUAACGCCGAAUAUUUCCAACGUGCUAAAAAGUAUUACGGUUGAAGAUUUACGCAAAGAAGUGCCUUUUAAAGCGGAAAAAUUAAUCACACGAACUGGAAAAAGAGUGGACGAGAGAAGAGAGACCUGUUUCGUCGCGGAAAGUGGUAUCGGUGGACUCGCGUAUUCUGGAAAGAUUAUGGAACCGACGCUAUUGAACGAAGCGUCUCUGCCGUUGGUAACUACCAUACGGAAUGCCAUAGUAGAAGCUUUGAAAAAUGACGAAGAUUACGCAGGAUGUGACAUCGAUUUUGAUUGCGCGCUCAUGAAUUUGUAUCCCGAUGGAUCUUCGGCAUGCGCGUGGCACACCGAUCCCGAGAUGGGGACCGUAUGGGAUCGAGACUCAGUUAUUGUGUCUAUAGGCGAGACGCGGCGAUUCGCGUUUCGAAAACUCGCCGGCGGCGGAGAUAAGACACAAAAUGACGGCGAAGAAGAGCAAGUAUGGGUGCGAGUGCAUCACGGGGACUGCAUCUUAAUGCGAGAUGACUGCAAUGAUAACUGGGAACACUGUGUCUUUGGGAAAGAGAACGAUUCGAACAACGCGGCUCGAAUCAGCCUCGUGUUCAAGAAAGCGCUUUCGAGAGGAGGCGGCAGGAAAAAGGGACACGGCACAAACUCAAAAGAGAAGAAGAAGGCGAAAUGA
Molecule: messenger RNA, 1434 nt
Organism: Bathycoccus prasinos
Lineage: Eukaryota; Viridiplantae; Chlorophyta; Mamiellophyceae; Mamiellales; Bathycoccaceae
Exons: 1
Coding region: 1-1434 (477 amino acids)
Biological process (GO): DNA repair; DNA alkylation repair
Cellular component (GO): nucleus
Molecular function (GO): dioxygenase activity
Source: RefSeq, a predicted model, not a curated record